AUGGAAUGGAUUAAGGAGUGUAUUACCUCUUCUAGACUAUCUGUGCUUGUUAAUGGAGCACCUAUUGGUGAACUUAGUCCACAAAGAGGGCUCAGACAAGGGGAUUCCCUAUCUCAUUUUCUGUUCAACAUAGCAGCAGAGGGUUUAAGCAUAUUAUUGUCAAGAGCUUUGGAUAUGGAUUUGAUAAAAUGGGUGAAGAUUGGAGCAUGUGGGGUAGUUUUGACCCAUUUACAGUUUGCAGAUGAUUUCAUCUUGUUGUGUGAAGCUGAAGUUUUGGAAGUCAGAAAUUUGAAGAGAAUAUUGAGGUGUUUUGAACUAUUGUCAGAAAAUUGUCAGCUAAAAGUGGGUAAUGGCCAUAGGGUGAAGUUCCUGAUGGAUAAAUGGUGUGAAAAUAUAAGUCUUAAAGAUGAGUUCCCACUCUUAUAUAGACUGGUUGUAAACAAGGGAGAGUCUUUCUCUGCAAUGAUGGAAAGGAAGGUGGAUACAAGUGAGUGGUUGUUCCAAUUCAAAAGGGAGCUAUAUGAUUGGGAAAGUGUGGAGGUUACCAGAUUGAUAGGAUUUUUAGAGGCUUGUUCUGUCUUCAGGUCAUCCUUACAAGAUACACUAGUGUGGGAGGCUUCAAAAACAGGUAGGUUUACAGUUGAAUCAGUCUACAAAUUUCUGGCAGGUGGGUUUGGCAGCUACAGUAGAACAAGCAAAAGGGUGUGGGUGAAGUACAUUCCUCCUAGAGUUCAAUUCUUUGGGUGUCUUGCUUGGAAAGGUAAAAUUAAAACAACGGACUUUCUUCUUUGGAUUGGUGUUCUCAAUGUAAAUGCAUCAACCCUCUACAUUCCAUACAAAUCUGUGGAUGAGUCACUCAAUCAUGUCCUAUUGUCUUGCCCAGUGACUUGGAGAGUGUGGUCAGAAAUACUAAAUUGGUGGGGAGUACAUGGUGUACUACCAGAUACAAAGGAGGCUAUUCUUCACUGGUGGGCAAAGUUUAGGCUCAGCAAAAAAGAGAGGAUGAUGUGGGAAGCUCUUCCUAUUACAGUGUUGUGGUCUGUGUGGAAACAUCGUAAUGAAUGCUUGUUUAGGGAUGUUAUCCCAAAUGUUGAAGGUGUGUGUGAUAGGAUAAAGUUUAGAAUGGAUGUGUGGUUCAAGGAAGUGUUUAAAGAUAAUAAAUUCACAAUGCAUGAUUUUCUCUUUAACUUGAAGCAUAUUAGAUUCUGUUUGGGUGGUGGUGCGAGGGCAGUGCUAUAA
Molecule: messenger RNA, 1239 nt
Organism: Camellia sinensis
Lineage: Eukaryota; Viridiplantae; Streptophyta; Magnoliopsida; Ericales; Theaceae
Source: RefSeq, a predicted model, not a curated record